GUGUCUAAGUUUAAUGCAAAAAAAAAAAAUUAAACAAAGCAUUCAAACUAAAGCGAUAAGCUACAGAGCAAAAGAGCUGGGCGCGACGCCAUAAGUGACGACGACGAAUUGAAAGGGCGGUUUUCUUUCUUUAUAUUUGCCAGCUGGCGAUAAGCUUGGAAGGGUUUAUGGCAUUGCAUUUUGUAGCGGCGGACGCAUGCUGAUUUUAUGAGUUAUUCGAUAUGACCUUCCUUCCCUAAGUGGUUCUUUUUUUAUUUUUAUUAUUUUUUUUAUGCAACUGGUGAGAACUGGAGUUUUAGAAUUUCGUUGAUUAAAGUCAGUUGUGAUUGCCGCACGAAAGCGAGUUGAAUAGUACUUUUAAAGAUUCUAAAGAAAUAUCGCGGAAGAGCUUUUCGAAAAAGAAAACCCAAAAAGUGUAAAUAUUUCUUCCAUUUUAAAAGUUUAGUAAUGCGCGUGCGAUCGUUGAAUUUUUAUCAAAAAAAAAAAUUAAGGUCAUUUCAGAGUUAGGCAACUUUGUUAGUUUAAAGCAGCACAACAACAACAACAAUAAAUGCAAAGUUAAUAUCACAUAACAAAUAGUAUUCGUCGUGCAGCAAGUAUGCGUACGAAAAUAGCAACGAUAACAGCAACAACAACAACAACAACAACAAACCCCUGCAAUCCGCUCAAAACUAAGCCACAGCCCACAUCGCUACCAGUAUCCGAGCGGCUACGCUUCUUCACCAACCUCGCCGAGGCGGCCAACCGCAGUGCUUCCAAUUCCUAUACACGCAGCCCACCGCAGCACUAUUUCUCCACCGACCGCUGUGGCAGCGCCAACUCUUACACCAACCAAAAUUCGUUCACAUUCACGCCUCGCAGCAGCUUAAACGGUAGCGGCAGCACUAGCAAUAGCAGCGCCAGCGUCACGCCCACACCCAUGGAGUGCUAUUCGCCACCGUUAUUGGAGCCACAACUUAUUUCAAUUAACGAAAUCGAUUCAGCGCUGCAGAUGGAGGAGCAUAACGACGAUGAGUUGGUGGAAAGCGCGUAUAGGUCAUCGCACCAGACUUCAGCAUUCAUCAAGUUGACCAAGUCAAGCUCACAAACAUUACUACCAUCGGUUUUGGCGCAUCGCUUGGACAUGUCCGCGCCAGCUCCGGCCACGGCGCCGACUGCAGCUAUAACUUCGCCUGAUGCGCUAACGCCUGUUGCGCGCCGCAUCAAAAUGAAAACCAUUGGCAAGCUGCUUUUGCCGCAGACGUUCCUCAACAACGAGCGCAAUAGCAAUCAGCACAACAAUAAUAACAAUAGCAGUAACAACAACUACAACAACAACAACAUGAGUGGUAGUCACAUGAUGGCUAACGGCAGCAACAACGACACCUGCGAUAGCGAAUGCAGCAGCAUCGAUUUGGGCAGCAAGCCACCGCCACAGCUCAAGAAAAUUGGCAAAAUAAAGUCACCAUUCAUUGAGAAUUGCCUGCAGAUGCAGCAGAAGCACCACCAGCUGAACUCGAAGUGCAUGAAAUAUGAUCACAAAUCGACGCCGCACAACAACGCGCUCGCCGCGCUGGAAAAUAAUGUCGCCAAUGGGGGUGGCGGUGGCGGUGAGCGCGACGUCAAUUCGUUGCCGCUCAGCAAAUCGCUGCAGAAUGGCAAUGCGGCACAGCUGGCGGCACGCGUGAACAGCAACGAGGACAACAAUGCAGACUCUGGCAAGGAGAAUAACUACUGCGACACACAGCAUACAGCGCCGCUGUUAAUACUUUCACCAAGCGCCUCUGGCGUGACAGAGCAAACGCGCUCGCCCGUGGUGGAGAUGCGCAAGAAGUUUUCGCGCAUAAUGAGCAAUGCUUCGUUGUCGGCGUUAAUGUUACAGCGUCACACCACACACGCUGUUAGCGGCGCAAAUGAUAGCGGCAGCGCCGCCAUCAAGUUAAACGGCAGUGCUAACAACAGCUGCAGCAGCGGCAGCAGCGCGUCUACAACGCCGCGCAACUCGAUUAUAGACGAAAAGUUUGCUAAGUACUUUGGACUCACAUCCAACGCAGGCAGCCACAAUCAGCGGGCGUCAACCGCAGCUGCAAACAAUAAUGCAACCUCGAACGGCAGUGCGCGCCUACUGGACGCUGGCGAAAAGAGCGCAACGCUGCGGAGCGCGCCAAAGUAUCCACCGCUACCGCCACCAGAUUUUUGUCACACAAUGAAUGGCGCCUCCUUUGUGAGCGCACUAACGCCAAUGGAAACCAGUAGUGCCGCGCACUCGACACCGCUUGAGGCGCUCAAUCAUCAUGUGCGUAGCAGCACAAAUAUAGCAUACUACACACCGCCUACGGCGAGCAGUUACGAGACAACCAACGGCAGCGCUGCUGGGCACGCGGCAUCGAGCGUGACAUCGACUACCGCGUCGCAAAGGCGCCGCGACAUGGCGAAACGGCAGCGCGCCCACACAACUAACGUCACUUUCACGCCCACUUCAAGCGUUCAAGCGGCAACGAGUGCACAGGCGCAUGAAGUUACACCGAGCGCAGGACGCGCGCGUGUAUUGCGUGCGCGUGCGCUAACACUGACACAUGGCGUACCGUUGCCGGAGGUAAAGCGCUUUGAGGAUAUUGUGGUGACUAAAGAAGAAUUGCAAUUGGCGUCCAAAGAGUUUGAGCGUAUAUUCUUGGGUAUCAAUUAAGCGCGCAAGGAAGUGAGUUGAGCGCGCGUGUGCGCUGGUAUGCAAAGAAUGCUGAUUAGUCAAUGAGCAGAGUCAGAAAAGCAGUCUAGGCGUUGAAUGUGGCGAACUGUGCGACGACGACAGUGUGGAAUGUUUUGCUUGCCAAAAGGAUAUAGAAUUUAAAAUUUAUAAUACAUAUAUUGUUAAAUUAUUA
This is a messenger RNA of Rhagoletis pomonella (apple maggot), 2858 nucleotides long. Its product is annotated as myb-like protein A. The coding region runs from base 599 to 2665 and encodes 688 amino acids. The transcript has 2 exons. The record is from RefSeq and is a predicted model, not a curated record. NCBI's taxonomy places the organism in Eukaryota, Metazoa, Arthropoda, Insecta, Diptera, Tephritidae.